This is a messenger RNA of Dromiciops gliroides (monito del monte), 1791 nucleotides long. RefSeq names its product sprouty RTK signaling antagonist 2 (gene SPRY2). Gene Ontology annotation, cellular component: cytosol; membrane. Bases 715 to 1665 code for a protein of 316 amino acids. The transcript is spliced from 2 exons. Gene Ontology annotation, biological process: negative regulation of Ras protein signal transduction; multicellular organism development; negative regulation of MAP kinase activity. The record is from RefSeq and is a predicted model, not a curated record. NCBI's taxonomy places the organism in Eukaryota, Metazoa, Chordata, Mammalia, Microbiotheria, Microbiotheriidae.
UCCCUCCUCCUCCACCUCCUCCUCCAAACACACAACAACAACCACCGCCACAAACUCGCUGCUGCUCCUCCGAAACGCCCAGAUUGCAAACCACAGAGCUGCCUGCAACAGAGAGAGGGAGAAAAGGAGAGAGGGAAGAGGAGGAGGAAGCAAAAGAGCGGAGAGCAGCUGCAGCCAGCUUUCACGGGCAGGAACGACUGCACAUUGCACAGGCUGCGUCUGCCAGAAGAAGGUCGAUACGAAACGUGGGGAUUUUGCUUAACUUCAUUUUCAGAUCGUUUUCUUGUACCGUUCGAUCCUCUGGCCAGAACAACAAAGUGACUUGGUGUUGGCGAUUCGGCCUUCUGUUCAUUGAGGAAAAAAAAAAGAGGAAAUACUCCUUGUGUUUUUCUUCUUUUAGGAAGAGAGGGGAAAACUAAAAAGAAGGGGGGAAAACACCUUUCGCCUUCAGCCCGGAGUGUUUUUACUUAAUUGAAUCUAUCGACGGGUUUCUUCGCUUUGGAUUUUCUUUUCAUUUCUAUUUUUUCCCGUUCUGAUGGCUUGCAAGUUGGACUGAAGCAGAGUUUGGAAAGCAAAAGUUUGUCUUAGGGCUGGAUUUAUUUGCAAACCACAGGAAGAAGAAAAUACAAGGGAGAGAGGGGUUGGUGCAGAGCCGCGAUCACGGAGUUCAGAUGUGUUCUAAGCCUGCUGGAGUGAUCACCCUUCAGAGUCCUGAUGGAGACAAGAGCUCAGAAUGGCAGUGGGUCCCAGCCCUUGUUACAGGCUCCCCGUGACAGUGGCAGGCAGCAUGGGGAGCCUGACCUGAGAGAUGCUCUCACACAGCAGGUUCAUGUGUUGUCACUGGACCAGAUUAGGGCCAUCCGAAACACAAAUGAAUAUACCGAGGGACCUACAGUAGCUCCAAGACCUGGGGUCAAACCUGCCCCUCGACCCUCCACUCAACACAAAAAUGAAAGACUCCAUGGAUUAACUGAGCACCGUCAGUUUAGCAGGGUCCAGCAUUCACAGACACAUUCUUUUGUUCGAGCACCUCUGUCUCGAUCCAUUAGCACCGUGAGUACAGGAUCGAGAAGCAGUACAAGGACAAGUACUAGUAGCAGUUCCUCUGAACAAAGACUUUUAGGAUCAUCCUUUUCUUCUUCAGGGCUAGUUGCUGAUGGGAUAAUCCGGGUGCAACCCAAAUCUGAGCUCAAACCAGGUGAACUGAAGCCCUUGAGCAAGGAAGACUUGGGUAUGCAUGCCUACAGGUGUGAGGAUUGUGGGAAGUGUAAGUGUAAGGAGUGCACCUAUCCAAGGCCUCUGCCAUCAGACUGGAUCUGUGACAAGCAGUGUCUUUGCUCAGCUCAGAACGUGAUUGAUUAUGGGACUUGUGUAUGCUGUGUGAAAGGCCUCUUCUAUCACUGUUCCAAUGAUGAUGAGGAUAACUGUGCUGACAACCCCUGUUCUUGCAGUCAGUCUCAUUGCUGUACUCGGUGGUCUGCCAUGGGGGUCAUGUCUCUCUUUCUGCCUUGUUUGUGGUGUUAUCUUCCAGCCAAGGGUUGCCUUAAGUUGUGCCAGGGGUGUUAUGACCGAGUUAACAGGCCUGGGUGUCGCUGUAAAAACUCAAACACAGUUUGCUGCAGAGUUCCCAGUGUCCCACCUAGGAACUUUGAAAAACCAACAUAGCAUCACUAAUCAGGAAUACUGCAGUAAUAAUAAGAAUUAUUACUCUCUCUCUCUUUUUCUCUGUCUCUGUCUCUUCCUCCCUCCCUCCCUCCCUCCCUCUCUCUCUUUCUCUCUCUUAACACAUAU